This is a messenger RNA of Schistosoma spindalis, 867 nucleotides long. Lineage: Eukaryota; Metazoa; Platyhelminthes; Trematoda; Strigeidida; Schistosomatidae. The record is from the annotation of a GenBank genome assembly.
AUGACAUUUUUCUCAACCACUUCAUCAAAUUCAUCUUUAGCCUCAGGAUUAUCAGAUACAAAUUUUAUUAAUUUAGAACAGACAGCGGCUACUGGCAGUAGUAGUAGUAGUACAACUAAUCGUUUUGGAUUUCCUGACGGAUUAAUGAAUCAUGAACAUACUGAUAAUGAUAGACAGCAUUUAAAUGUGGUCCGGACUAACAGUUCUCAUAGUUCUUCAAGAUUUAUGUAUAAUCCAUUAAAUGUUUACGAUGCCGGCGAGAAUUUACCACCAGUUGCAAAUUCUGAACAUUACAGACAAACGUAUAGUCCUAAUUUUAUACAAAAUACUAGUGAUUCUACUAGUAAUGAUUCUGGAGUAUCUCCAUACUGUUCAAUUGUAUCAUUCCAAAACAAUAUGAAUGGACAAAAUUUCUGUAUUGACUGUCGUUACAACCAUAUAAUGCUAAGUGGACAAAUGUGUUCAUGUAACUGUCAUAAUGAGUCAAAAGAAGUAACAACGACAUCAAUACUAAAUUUCAGUACCAAUAUGAGGAGUACUCAUUUUCUAAAUCGACCCUUAUCGUCUGAUAAUUAUCCGACACCAACUAAAUAUUCGUGGAAUAGCACCUCAUCAUUAUCAGAAUCAAUGACACAUCCAGUUCUCCCUCCACUUACAAACGCACUGACUGAACAGUGUAAUCAUAAUUCCGUUAAUAAUCAUAAUACAUUCCGCUAUUUCGGUGUAUCUUCUCCAAUUACAACCGAUAAUUCCCCGAGUGGAUACGAUUCAUCGAAUGAUUCACCUUCUCCAUCAGCGCUAGAUUUAACCGGUGAUGUAAGAACAGUAAAUUUCGUUUCUCACGAUCAACCUCCAUUAAGAACAUAA